CUGAGUUCACGGGAAAAGUCGGGGAAGUAGUUUUGGUAGAUUGCUGGACUUCCGGUCUUCUUGGUUUAUAUUAUAAUAUGUAGCAGUAUAGUUAAAGAGUGCAAUUGAAAAAGACCAAACACACUUUUGUGGGUUUUAAGUUAUUAAUGGAGCAAGAAAUCAGUAGCGUAACUGCUAAAGAAGAAGAGUUGGAAGAUGGGGAAAUAUGUGAUGAUGAUAGUAGUGCAAAGCCUCAGCAGCAGAAUCAAGCAGUGGAACAGAGGCAUCAGUAUGGGAAGCGGAGGCCGGCAUGCUCGGGAUCAUUCUCCAGCUCUUCUCGCUCGACUCAUUCAUCCAGCAAUGGACGGAGUUCUAGUUAUCGUCCGAGAGAUCAGUACCGAGUUUCUUCCGCUGCUGGUAGACUGCAGCCCGGAGGCCUGUCUGGGUCGGGUUCUGCACAACUUUCUGAGCCAUGUCUCCGUCCUUCUUUUUGGGAGCGUAGUCACAGCGCUUUGGAAAGGUUUGGUCACUACCGAGGCACGUCCAGCCGUGGCUCAUGGAUGCCGGCGACAGUUAGUCGCGGGGAAGCGAUGUUUAGUGGGACCAUGAAUCGGAGAGAGUCUUCACUCCGACAGCGUAUCCUUUACGAUAACAUAAAAGAGAGAGAGCGAGAAGGAAUCACAGAGCAGCUUAUAAGGAAUGCGUGUAUCUUCAAAAGUGAUUCACAGAGGAUUGUGUACCAGUAUGAAGUACAGAAGCAGGAAUCUGGCAGCAGUAAAUCAUCAAGUAGUCCUCCAAGAAAGGAUAUUGCUUGUACUGAGGAGGAAGAGGAGCUGUCAGAGCUGCACCUUCGACUUCUAGCUCUUCAGUCUGCUAGCAAGAAAUGGCAUCAGAAGGAACAACAAGUGAUGAAGGAGACCAAAGAAAAACUUUUCAAGCCACAGUCAUCCCCAGAUGUGAUGCAAGACCUCUUCAAACCAUAUUCAGGGAAAAAAGUCAUUAGUGCAGCCAAACAAGCACGGAGAAGACAGCAAACAAAAGCAUGGAAAAAGUUGCAGCAACAAAAGGAAAUGGAACGGCUGAAGAAGGAAGAGGAAGAAAAGAAGCAACGAGAGGAAGAAGAGCGGAAAAAGAGGGAAGAGGAGAUCAGAAAAAUCAGAGAUCUGUCAAACCAAGAAGAACAGUACAAUAGAUUUAUGAAACUUGUUGGAGGAAAGAGACCUCGAAACAGAUGUUCAGAUGGUGAUGUGCGAAGAUUGUCUGAAAAACAAACUUUUGAUACGUCUGGAAGUCUCUACCAGUAUGAUAAUUAUGAUGAAGUCGCAAUGGACACGGACAGUGAGAAUAAUUCUCCAGGGUCUUCACCAGCUCAUCCUGCUUUACCCUCUGAGUGUCAGAUGGAAUGUUUUGUUCCCAUGUCCCAAAUGCCUUUAGUGCCACAUUGUUUAAAUAUGCAACCUUACGUGGAAAGUAGUGUUAGUAUACCUGCAGAACCUCCACCUCCACCUCCACCUCUUCCACCUGAUGAGCCAGAGCAGCCACCAAAACCUCCUUUUGCUGAUGAAGAGGAAGAAGAAGAAAUGCUGCUGAGGGAAGAGCUGCUGAAGUCUUUGGCUACUAAGCGUUUUAAAUCUGAGGAGACUUCUACCAUUUGUGCAGCUUCUUCUCCCAAUCUCAACACUGGACCCCAGUCUGUACCAAGAAGUAAUUUAUCCGCAGUCAGUGUUAAUACUGUUCUUUCACCUCCUCUCCAGAGUACUGAAAUCAUUAAAGGUUCUCGGAUGUCCCGGCCAAUCAUCAGUUUGCCAAAGCAUAAAAAGGUGGUUGUGAGGCUCAAUGAUUCUGAUGAUACUGAAUCUGAAGAAGAGCCAUCAGCGUCUUCUACAAGAGUGUUUGGAGGCUUAGAGUCCAUGAUUAAAGAAGCAAGAAGAACUGUAGAGGCCUCUAAACCCAAGGCAGCAUCCCAGUCAGAGAAGGAGAAUGAUCCCAUGAGAACACCGGAGGCAUUACCAGAAGAUAAAAAGUUAGAAUACAGACUGUUAAAGGGAGAAAUUGCAAGUAGAGAGAGACAUCGUUUGAUAAAAUUGGACCAGUCAAGAAGUAGCCCAUCUCCUGCUAACUCUGAUGCUGAAGUUGAUUGUGUGGGUAAAAGAUCAUUGGUUAAUAGACAUGUUUCUGAAACGGAGUCAAAACUGAAAAAACAUGAAAUACUUACUGCAAAAGAUGAAGCUCUGCUGAAACAUCUGAUUCUUCAAGAGGCAAAGAGAAAAGAAUCUGUCAGACAAGCUGAAUGUAAAUAUUCCCGACUAAGGGAGCAGUUACUGGCAGCUGAGAAGAUACUGAAUGUUAAUAAGAUGUUUCUAAAACGACUUCAAGAACAGAUCCAUCGCGUUCAACACAGAUUGUCAUUAAAGAAAAAUGUUGCCAUAAAAUAUAUAGAAGAGCUCGCUCGUGCAAGGGCUUUGGCUAGCCAAGAAUUGGGGAAACGAAAACUUGAACAAGAUGAUCGACCAAACAAAAAUAUGAAAAUUGAAGCUUUGUUUGGUGCAAGUCCAAAGAAGCAUUCUGCAGAGUUAAUUGCCCUGGAGAAAAAGCGGCUACAGCAGCUGGAACUUGAAUAUGCUCUGAAAAUACAGAAACUAAAAGAAGCUCAGAGUCUUCGGAGCAGAGAACAAAAAGUGAGCAAUACACAUGUAUUAAAUGAUGAGGACGUGCCUGAAUAUGCAUUACCACAGCCGUCGCUGCAUGACCUUACACAGGAUAAAUUAGUAAUUGAUACUGAAGAAAAUGAAGUUGAUGAUGACAUACAAUCAGAUUUAUCAAGAGAACGAAGGAGAUCUUUCAAAGAGGCAACACCAUUUACAAAACCAAACCUUAGGCACUCUGAUGCAGCAUCUUACAAAGAUGGUGUAAGUAAACUGGCUAAAAAAAACGUUGAAGAAUCUGAGCUGUUCCUUGGGUUAAAUAUAGACGAACUUAAAAAACUCUAUGGAGAAGCUGAAAGUCUGAAAGAGCUAUUUCAGAAAAGUACUAUGAUGGCCUCUGAGGAGAAUCUUGUCGGUUGUCAGGAUUGUUCUCUAGAUCUGGAUGCAGUAGGAAUGCAAGUAAAACCGGCUGAAUUAAAACCACUACCGUUUGCUCCUUACCACAGUCCUUUAUUAGCUUUCAAAUCAUACAGAUUCAGUCCAUACUUUCGAACCAAGGAGAAGCUUUGUCUCAGUUCUGUUUCGUACAGUAAUAUGAUAGAGCCAAAAAGGUGCUUCUGUCGAUUUGACCUAACAGGCACAUGCAACGAUGAUGAUUGCCAGUGGCAGCACAUGAGAGAAUGCACUUUGAGUAGAAAACAACUGUUUCAGGAUAUUGUCUCUUACAACCUUUCCCUGAUUGGCUGUUCGGAAUCUAGCACCGAUGAGAACAUCAGCAGUGCAGUAGAAAAAUAUGUGGAAAAACUUUUCGGUGCACAGAAGGAUCGAAUGUCAAUGGACCAAAUGGCUGUACUGCUUGUUAGCAAAUUAAAUGAAAGUAAAGGGCAAACACCUCCUUUUACAACUUGUAAGGAUAAAAGAGUACGAAGACCUUGUUACUGGAGGAAACCAGUAGACAGCAGAAAAGUAUUUAUUCCAAAACCAGUUUCAGGUAUACAACCAUUUGAACAUGUGGUUGAGAAGGAAAUAUAUUCCUUAUAUGAGAAUUCUAGUAAUAAAAGAGCAUUCUAUAACUUCACUAAAGAAUAUGCAGCAGUUAAUGCCCUUAUAAAGAAUAAUGAGAGAGCAAUAAAGCCAGCAGACAAAGGGAGAGGAGUUGUCAUCCUGGAUACAAACUAUUAUACUCUCUGUGUAUCAAAUGCUCAGUACAGAACUUGGAAAAUGUGUAACUUUAUUCUUAAUGAAGGUUUUACUCUUAAGGGGUUUAUCUUUUAUACCAACAGAUCCAGUGCAGAAUGUUUGGACUCUGCUUUAAAUGUUCUAGCGCGAGCACUUGAAAGUAAUAAGGAGAAUGCUGAACUAUGGUGUCACUAUCUUGUGCUUUUCUCCAAGAGAGGUAAAAAAGAAGAAUUGCAGGAAAUGUGUGAGACAGCAGUGGAAUAUGCUCCUUCUUACCAGACAUGGUGGACAUUCUUAAAUUUGGAAACAUCCUUUGAUGGUAAAGACUACAUAUGUGACAGGAUGCUUCAACAGUUACUUAAAGAUGCAGCAGAGGGCAACAAAAAGUUAGAGUUGGUGUCCUUUCAAAUUUUGGAGACCUUGAUUUUCAGGGUACAGUUGAGCCUUUUUUCAGGAAGACAUCAGAAUGCCCUUGCAUUGUUGCAGAAUGCUUUGAAGACAAAUGAUGGAAAAAGAAGCACUGCAGAAUACCUCACAAAAAGUGAUUGCUGCUUGGCUUGGUUAUGUUACAUUCAUCUGAUUGAAUUCCAGAGUUUGCCGGGCAAAUGUUUUGAUCCGAUUAAUAGCAACCCUUCUAGGAUUGUAAGCAAAGAGCCGUUUAUAAUUCCUUGGCAAGUUCCUGAAGAUGUGAAAACAGACCCUGACAUACUGCUAGCACUUUUUGAAGAUGCUGUACGGGCUAGUACUGAUGACAGCCUCCCCAAAGAACAAAACAUUGCCAUCUGUCUGCCACUUUACAGAAAUAUGGUGUCUUUGAUGAAGAAGGUGGGAAGAUGGGAGGCAGCUAAAAACCUUUGUCAAAAGCUGCUUGAAUUGUGUCCUACUUCUUGCGACAUUCUUGAAGUCUUAUCUGAUCUAUACUUAAGUCAAGAACGAGCAGAAAAUGCAUUGGAUGUUUUGCUGAAUGCAUUUCAAAAGGAACCUCACAACGCAGAGCUCUUUUGUCUGAUAUACAGAUAUCUAAUUUCACAGGAGCGAUGUGAUGAGCUGCUUCCUCUGUUGCAAACGUUUGUGUCCUCAUUCUUCACAUCUGUAGAUUCCAGUCAUAAUCCUGUGAAUUUGCUAAGAGAUCUUCUUAAUUCUCCUCUUCCUGAUGACUUAUUGGCUUCUUCACGAAAAGGAAAUAUAUGUAAUGAACUUGUGAACCUUCAUUUCCCAUACUUGUGGCUUCUCUACUGUCUGUGGCAGUCCACUCAUGCUAAUGUGGGAGAAGCAGUGGAUACCUUUGAGGCUGCACUUGGAGCAGUAAUGAAUCAGACUGUACUGCAGAAGAUUUGGAUGGAGUACCUUGUUUUUACUAGUAAGAAGCUUGCUAUUUCAAAAAAUAAAGUCAAAGACCUAAAGCACUUUGCUGAUCUGGUGAACAGAUGUCUCAUAACUGUCCCAACACGAUAUCCUAUUCCUUUUAGCUCUGCUGAUUAUUGGACCAACUAUGAAUUUCAUAAUCAGGUAAUUUCAUUGUUUCUAAGCUGCUUGACAUCAUCUCAACAUUCCAAAGCCUUGGAAAGGUUUCGUUCAGUUAUGCCUGCAAACUCUGGAUUGGCAGUAAGGCUGCUUUACCAGGAAUUUCAGGAGGGUAACAUCCAGCAUUUGAAACUGCAAGCCCUGAUGUAUACCCACAGCCUACCAACUUGUUUGACCAUCUGGAAAAUAGCUAUUGCUGUCGAAAGUGAAUUACAAGGACAGCGAGAGGUUCGUCGCUUGUAUCACAGAGCGCUUCAGAAACUACCUCUUUGUGCAGCAUUGUGGAAAGAUCAACUCUUGUUUGAAGCUUCUGAAGGAGGUAAAACUGAUAACCUGAGAAAACUAGUUUCCAAGUGCCAAGAGGUUGGAGUCAGCCUAGAUGAGCUUUUAAAUUUAAACAUUUUCAGAACAGAGGGCAAGAAUCAUUGAACACGGGGUACAUGCGGUUCUUAAUCUAAUAAAAAUUGACAGAAAAUACACACAUGAAUGGUUCCUCUAAUGUUAGGCUGAUUCCCUGAGUUGUGGCCUGCAUCAGUGUUCUCCAUUGUUCUCAAGAAGUCUCCAUGUUAUGCUCUUCAGACCUGGAAAAUCUUGACUAACUCAUCACUUUUUGUGGAUAUAUGAACUCCUGCUUGGCCUGCCAGUGGGCCUGUCUGAUUCUCAAACUUCAUGUACGUAAGUAUAGUUCUUAAGAUAAGGCUGAUUUAUUUUUAUUUAUUAUUUUUUGUGUGUUGUGUUGUCUUUUAUUUCCCUGAUACGCAAGGUGGUGCCUGUGGCAUCUUUUAUAUAUGUGGUUCUUGUGUUUACAUUACAAAUACUUGCCUCAUUUUGUUCUCCUUUGUUUUCUUUUUUCAACCUUUGAGAUUCUUUAUUGCAGGAUUUAGAAAGCUAUGCAUCUUAAAGGUGUUACUGCCAUUUUAACCAGUCUUUUUCUGGCGCCACAUGAAGGUUGCAAGUAGGGCUAUGAACUGCCCUUUUCUGCCUUGGGAUGCCUGUCCAGAAACUUUUAAUCAAAAAAAAAAAAAAAAAAAAAAAAUCUU
Protopterus annectens (West African lungfish) is the source of this 6367-nucleotide messenger RNA. RefSeq names its product zinc finger C3H1-type containing (gene ZFC3H1). Lineage: Eukaryota; Metazoa; Chordata; Ceratodontiformes; Protopteridae. Gene Ontology annotation, molecular function: protein binding. Gene Ontology annotation, cellular component: nucleus; exosome (RNase complex). Bases 147 to 5756 code for a protein of 1869 amino acids. The record is from RefSeq and is a predicted model, not a curated record. Gene Ontology annotation, biological process: RNA processing. The transcript is spliced from 35 exons.